Messenger RNA from Branchiostoma floridae (Florida lancelet), 3981 nucleotides. RefSeq lists its product as uncharacterized. The coding region runs from base 208 to 2724 and encodes 838 amino acids. The transcript has 4 exons. The record is from RefSeq and is a predicted model, not a curated record. Lineage: Eukaryota; Metazoa; Chordata; Leptocardii; Amphioxiformes; Branchiostomatidae.
UGAAAGUGGCGCCAUAUUUGAAAUUGCUCGGUGUUGAAGGAAGGGUGGUCUAGAGUUCACUGACUGCGGCGCGUCAACAGCGAUUUUUGGUACUUUUGCAUACUUUUUAAUUGAAACGGAAGAUCGUGUCGUGAUUCUAAAAGGAACUCGGCGUCAAAUGUAUUAAAAAUAAUUGAUAGAGACGGGUUCGCAGUCGGUUUCAGCACGAUGUCCAGUGUAGGAUUCCAAAGGAACAACUGGCGAAGGAACUUUCAGGUUUUCUACACCAAGAAACGCCCAGAAGUGGCAAGAAAGUAUCCAUUUCUUGGCGCAAAACAAAUUCAGAGAAAAGUGGAAGAAUUGUGGCGGAGACUUGACCCAAGAGAAAGGGAGGAAUUUAGUGCUAUUUCUCCGUCUGUUGCGGACAACUUCAGAGGACAGCCCUUGCAAUCCUCGCAACAUUCAGACGAAGAAUCACUCAAUCCGAGGACUACUACACGAGAAAAGAAACCCUACAACCAUGUCAGUCUACAUAUCUCCUCAGAAGCGGAGUCUGAUAGCAACUCCUACCUUCCAAGAACAGAUCGGAACAGAUUCCAAUCCUCAACCAGAUCCAAAAGUCUGCUGACAAUCCACAUGGCCAGAAUGCAGAUGGUUGCAACAACUUCAGAAGGUAUUGGGAAUGGAGCAAUCAUAAGGAGCAGCCACUCAGAAUCUGAGGGCAUCUCAUGCUCUGAGGAUUGGUUUGAUCAAGAUAUUGUGACAGAAGAGCUACCAGAAAAAAAACAUAGCUGCUACGUUGCAGAACAUACUAAAUCCAAGGAGGUUAACCUCCUUGCUAAAUCCAACCUGUCAGAGAAGCAAGAUGGACAAGAGCUCUUAGUAGAUAAAAUUGUGACUAGGGAAUCUACAGAAUUUCUUGAUGAAGAUAAAAAUGCAACAGACGCAGGAGACACAAAAGAAGAAGAUAGUGCUAGAGAGAGAAAUGAAGAUUUUGGAGAACAUAUUCUCAGUCUGGAGUCAAUGAGAGCAAUUACAGAAUACCUCAAUAGUAGUGGAUUGAGUGCUACAUUCAACACAAGUGCCUCUGAGGAUGAAAAAGAAGAGAGUGAAACUAAGAUUUUGAUAGAGUCAGCUAUUGACAGUUUGGAGACCAAUCUAACAGAAGACAAUAAAGAGGUUGGAAAAGCUGAAAAGAGACAGCAAAAAAGCACACCAGAAUCUAUUCAUGAUAGAGUUGGCAGUAUUCUGUCAGGGAUUAUUAACAAAGCUGCUCAGAAUGCAGAUACUAACACAGCCACCUAUUAUAAAGCAGUUAAACAUGGACAGCAACAUGGAAAGGAGAAUAUCAAAGGGCAUGAAUAUCACCCAAGUGGCAACAGAAGCAACAAUGUACAAGUUAUGGAUGAUGUCUUGCCAAUAACACCAGGAGAGACCAGGGACAGUGGAUCUGAAUUGUGGGAUAGUAUGUUCUGGAAAGGAACACCACUGAAGUCAAAGAGGAGAUACACAAGAAAAAGGUCAUCUUCUUUUUCAGAAAGUGGAGAUGCACAGGAGGUGGAGACAGCUGUAGAAGAGUGGUUGACAGGCCAUCCUGAUAGACAACCAGAGACUCCUCACACAAACAUCAUAGACAUGAAUGACACAUCUGCCAACAUGCAUACUCCUCGCUCUUCUGGUGAUGUUGAUACAAACAGGCUCAGUCAGAAUGUCACUCAGCACUCAGUUCCUAGUGCUGAACAAAGGGAGUGUGACAACACUAUAAAUAAAGAAAACAACUCAGGAUUGACAACUAGGCAGAAUGUCAUCCCAACUGAAAGUGAGCAGCAUGUAGACAAGCAAAUGACAGGAAACAGUAGUGGGAAUGAAACAGAGACCACCAAGACUAGGUUCAUGAGGAGAGGAACUCCCAGACCUGCAGAAAACACCAUGGUAAGGCUGCUGACAAGAGACUACAACAUGACCACCAGAGCUCAGUCAAGAGUGGAUAAGAGAAACACACGGAGCAACGUGUUGGACUACAGAAGGUUAAGUGGAAUGAAGAGCAGGGAACGUAAGACUCCGAGCAAGAGAAACUGGCAAAGAAACAACAGCAAAGACUCCAUUCUCUCCUGUGAUUCAGGGCCAAGCAUGAGAACCCCUCGACAUAGGGGCAGGAAAAGGAAGAGGCAUCUAUCAACAUCAUCUGUUGGGAGUGACUUCUCUACCACCAGCUCUGUACUUGAGCUACAGGAGGAUCACCAAUGGGAAGAUGGGCCUGCUGAAGAGAUUGAAUUGAGAAAUGAUCAGACAAAAGAGGGUCUUCGGCACUCUGAAACAAAAGUAAAAGAUGUUGUGGACAUUCAGAAAGACAAAAUUAUUAACACAAGUGUUUCCCCUGCAACAGUUUGCCACCUUUCUGUGUCACCGGUUGAUUUUGAUGAACAGAUAGAUAAGAAAGGUUUAAAGAGCAGUCAAGAAAAAGAGACACCUGAUGUACAGUCAAAGGAGACUGUUGAUCCAAACAACGAAGUUGAAAGAGGAGAAGAUGAUCCCUGGGACCUGCACACUGAAGAAACAGAACAAGAUGAUUAUUUCAAACAAGAGACUGUCCCAAGCUCAUCAGGAGGGUUUCUGUGUGAUUUGUUCUCUGAUCCUAAGCCCAACACAGGAGCCUGGCUACCUGGGUUCAACAGGUCUGUUCCUGACUGUCCUGAAUCAGAUGCAAACUUCAUAGACCUUGAUGAUGCUGGAAUCUUCCUGUAGUAGACACUUUUUCUUACCUGUUUUAACUUAUUUGUAACCUUUCUUAAAUAUUCAUAUACUACAUUAAUCUAGACAUAAAAUCAAGUGUUCAUGGUCAUUGGCUUCAAUCUCUUAUGAUAAGUAAUAAGGUGCUAUCUCAAUCGUAGCAAUUUAUGUUACAAGUAAGGAUAUUUCAUAGAAACAAAGUUAUAUAAAAGGGGUUGGAGCAGCUUUCUACUUUUUGUGUGUUUGGUCUUGUUUUGAGUUUGGCUUCAACUCCUCAAAAUAUUGAGCAUAUUGCUAUGAAGUCAUCAUUCAUUUAAAGAAUGGUGUGCAACCUUUUUUGCACCUUUAGGAAACAGACAAUCAGAUCAAUCAGAGUGGAAGACAGUAACCAUUAGUAAUCUUUCUCAAGGUUUGUUGAGUUUAGUUUCUACAUCUACUGAUGAAAUGUUCCUGAUAAUUAAAAUAUAAGCAACCAGUUUUGAUCCUACGUUGUUUGCAUGGUGCAUAGCGUUGAUUAUUUGUAAAUCGUUGUUCUAGUUUUUACAUGGAGACAUGUGAAGUACUUUUUUUAUAAACACAAAAUAAAAACAUGGACAAAACAGAUGUGUAUCAAUGUACAUUUAAUUGUCUACACAUACAACUGUGCUCAAAAAGGAAAGUCCAAAGGUUGUCUGAUUCCACAUAACAAUGUUGACACUGUAUGGUGCUGAGGUAUGUGUACAUACAUAAUAAAUGUUAUGGUGAUCUGGCCACAGGACAGAUUUUUUUUAUGAACAGCACUUCAAGUAACAAUUGUACAUUGUAAGUACUUGCAGAGUUCAUAGCAGACUGAAUAUUUCAAAAUGUCAAGGCCUAUCUAGCAUGGUCCCAGCUUAACAAGGUUUUUCCCAAAUACAACUUUGUUUUCACAUAUUCUCUGCUUGGUUCAGUUCAUACAUGAAUAUUACAGCUCCAAUGACCAGGUGUCACAGACCACCAUAGAGGCAUUGGUCAUUAAACUUUCAUAAGUCCCAGCAAAUUUCUCUGGUAAAGUGUACACAUAUUGUGUAAGUGUUUUGUUGUCUCUCUUUUGUUGCAUAUUUUUAUGCCACUGAUCAGGUCAUACAGUAAAUCAUACAGAUCCAGUUUUGGUUGCUCAACAGUUGUAAGGAACUAACUUUUUCACCAGGCAUCAUAUUUUCUAGGCUUGUAGUGAAAGAAGCUGCAGAGUAAAACACAAUGAAGCUUCUUGGCUAAUAACAGUCUGGUUAAUAACUUACUAUCAAUAAAGAU